GAAGCAGUGAUGCAAUCUACUUUCGUCAUUUUGAAACUUUGCCCCGACUGUUACCUCGCAGUUGCUUAAGCAGCGUGUGAGCCAUUCACGUUCCUCUUGUUCAUCCCAAGUUCCUCCUUUGUGUUCCUGAACUCUCGAGACCACUCGUAUGGCGUCAUUAAUAACUACCGUCCGUUCUAAAUUUCUCGACGCUAUACGAUCAGUUAAUCCUCCGGGGAGAUGGAAGAUUUUGGUGGUAGAUGAACAUUCGCAGAAACUGCUGGGCUCCGUCUUGAAGCAGUUCGACAUCCUGGAGGAGAAUGUUACUCUCAUCGAGUCGAUAAACACACAUCGCGACCCUCAGCCUGAAUUCGAGGCACUCUAUCUCUUAAUGUCCACGACGCAGAACGUGGACCGUAUCACUAAAGACUUCGGGUCCACACGACAGUAUGCUGCAGCCCACGUCUUCUUCAUCGAGGGACUCGAUGAGCACCUAUUGGAGCGACUAGCAACUUCUCGAGCCGAACCGUAUCUGCGAACAGUGAGAGAGCUGUUCAUUAAUUUCUGGCCCGCCGAGUCACAAACCUUCUCCCUUCAAGCGCCUGAACUCUUUUUUGGAUUGUAUAGUCCUCCUCGCAAUGAUUCGCAGUUCCAGGUCGCGCGCUCGCGAGUUCAAGAGCAGCUCAAAUUCGUCAGCAAGAUGAUCGCGAAUGUGUGCAUCACGCUCAAUGAGUUCCCCUACAUCCGAUACUAUGUUCCUUCCCACCACCUUCCGCUGGGCGCAUUAAAGCCUCAUGCGACAACGCGGCCUCCACCACCGCCGGAAAGCAGCGGCCGAUGGCGGACGAAUCUUGCUCGGGGCGGCGAGGCCAGAGCUUACGAAGCAGUCGAGGGCGAUUUCCCAACGAAGAUCAUCGCCUUUCAUGUACAAAAUGCUUUGGAAGAGUACAAGAAAGCCAACCCCGAGUUCGCAAAACAGGCGGAACCGGCUCGGCCGAGGGGGACCCUCGUCAUUACCGACCGGGCAAUGGAUAUGAUAGCACCUUUGGUGCACGAGUUUACAUAUCAGGCGAUGGCUAACGACCUGCUGCCUAUCGAGGGGGGCACCAAAUACACGUACAAGUUCCAAUCCUCGGUUGGGUCGUUCGAGGAUAAGACCGCCACUCUGACAGAUGCAGACUCGGUGUGGACUGAUGUUCGCCAUAUGCACAUGCGUGAAGCCAUCGACAAACUCAUGCAAGAUUUCAACAAGUUUCUGGAAGAGAAUGCUGUAUUCAAUGGAGAAGGUGCAGCGAGUCUCAACGACAUGAAGGAGAUGCUGGCUAGUCUCCCGCAAUAUCAAGAGCAGCGCGAAAAGUUCUCGUUGCAUUUGAACAUGGCACAAGAAUGUAUGGCUUUGUUCGAGCAGGACAAGCUUCCGCUCGUCGCAGGGAUCGAGCAAGACUGUGCCACUGGAGCCACAGUGGAAGGAAAGACUCCAAAGAACCUCGUGCAGGACAUGGUGCCCUUGUUGGACAGUCGUGAAGUCAUGAAUGCCAACAAGGUCCGAAUUGUUGCGCUGUACAUUCAAUUCCGCGAUGGAGUUCCGGACGAAGAUCGUCGGCGGCUGUAUCAACACGCAAGGUUGUCAGUUCCUGAGCAAGACGCUGUCAAUGCUCUGGUACAUCUGGGAGUGCGAAUUAGCAGAGGGCCUGGCGAUCGUGACAUCAAGCGAAAGCUAGUUCAGCGAAAGUCGAAGAAUACGGAUGAAGAAUACGAACUUUCCCGAUUCAAACCUCUCCUGAAGACAGUGUUGGAAGACCAUGUCGCUGACAGGCUUGACAAGACGGUAUUUCCGUAUGUGCGGGACGAGCCCUCAAAUGCUCCACCGGCUUCAUCGGGUAGUCUUCGCACUCACACGCCCGUCCAAACAACAUCCCUACGCAGUCAGCGCCCCGGAUGGAUCAAAGCAGCACGAUCUGGGCCUGAAAGUAAUCGGCCUCGGUUGCUUGCGUUCGUGGCCGGAGGAAUGACAUAUUCCGAGAUCCGGGAAGCGUACCAGUUGUCUUCUACGCUGAAUCGCGACAUCUACAUCGGAUCAACUCAUACUUAUUCUCCACGAGAGUUCCUGAGCGAUCUCCAGGUUCUGGAGCUAGGUGGCAUAGGCUCGAAGGCAAUUCCCAAUGGUUUGCGAGAAACGCGUGCCGAUAGACCUUUCCAAGAGUUCUAUGACGAACGAUACUAUAUCCGAGAUGCUCCUCCACCUCGCGCUGCUGUCGUCGCCCCCGCGCCCUCUCAUUCUGAACGAGGUGGCAAGCCCUCUCCGCGGCCACCACCUUCCCCCCGGAUGUCUCCCGGCAACUCUUAUGACUCGAGCUCUCCGCCGGUCCAGGAGGAGAAGAAGAAGAAGAAGGGUCUGUUCAGGUUCUGAGGAUAACUUUGUUUCUACUGGUCAAGCGGAGUUCACUCCAUGCUCACACUUACACGUUCCUUACACACAUACCAAUUCAAGUGCCUGAGUUCCCCUGGACCAUUGCCCAGAUGUAUAUUUACUUUCCGACUGCUCUGACUAUGACUAUGGCUAUGGCUAUGGCUAUGGCUAUGGCGGCUCCUAUAGAUUCCGUCUGUCACGAUGCCUCGCGAAAAGUCCAAUGAAUGUUGGAAAGGUGGAAGCCAUUUUCUGGCAGACCAGGGCUAUUGAAACGGCCAUGACGGGUCCACUGCGCCACGCGACAAGCCUUGUGGUGGACCACCUCUCUCAGUUAGCCUCGAGAUGAUUCAAGGACCAUCAUCUUUGACCAGGGACAGCAUGCUGAAGACACCACGGUCGGAUUGCGUGGUGCAGACUCGAGUGUGUGGAUAAUGCUCGUUUUGCAUGAAACCUUGUCCCGGUGGUAGGCUGCUCUCUAUUACCUACCAAAUCCAUGUCGGGCUUUGAAUGACCGGAUGAGUCUGGCUGGCUCUUGAGAAUCUCUGCAACAUCUGUAUGGAAAGAGCUCCCGAUCUGCUAUGGAACGCCACAUCAACGCGGCUGAAGACUGAGUUGGCAUGAUAGGUUGGUCGAGUGUCCUGGUUCCUUUUGGGUUCUAUCUCUCUCAUGUAUCAGCCCAGCCAACCCAACUGCACGGUAGACUUAUUACAGACCCACUGAAUCAUGCCGUUUACGAUUUGCAACAACACAACCUCGACGAUGUGAUUUGUGAGCCCAUCAGUUUUGCGCGCGGCUCCACUUUGGAUAAAUGCUGACCUUACUCAUGCCCUGGAAUUUGCUUCUACUGCCAUUUGGAUUUUACUGUCGUGCUUUUAUCUUGCCAUCCACAUAGUUGUAAUUUCUUCGCUGCUCAAUCCUAU
Molecule: messenger RNA, 3309 nt
Organism: Mycena citricolor
Lineage: Eukaryota; Fungi; Basidiomycota; Agaricomycetes; Agaricales; Mycenaceae
Source: the annotation of a GenBank genome assembly